Molecule: messenger RNA, 933 nt
Organism: Fusarium oxysporum Fo47
Lineage: Eukaryota; Fungi; Ascomycota; Sordariomycetes; Hypocreales; Nectriaceae
Exons: 3
Coding region: 1-933 (310 amino acids)
Source: RefSeq, a predicted model, not a curated record
AUGGCGGGCCCUACAUCAGGGCAAGGAGGCGUCAUCUAUGGCGCUGGCUGUUUUAGCGCUCCUGGCCAUCUUCUGUCCUUGGACGAACUCGAGGAAAGGCGGGAAUACGCGAAACAGCUCGAGAACUAUAUGAAACGGGGCUUUCACCUGAUUCAACAUUGCGUAGGAAGCAUCAUAGACCCAACUCCAGCUCAGUCCUCACCUCAGAUCACGAAAUCAUCGGCGAUUCCUGGGAGUUCAGUGUCCGAGUGCGAAUCAGAUAACGGUUUUCCUUGGAACUGGGACAUGCCCAUGUUUGGGACUAAUCUUAAGCUUAAUGACCAUGUCUGUGACUUGGUUGAAGAGGCUAAAUGCUUGGAACGUGAUGGCAAUUCUUGUGUUGUGCUGGGUACAGUAGACCCUAUGGUUAGCCACAUCAUUCCGUACACAUGGUGGGACACCAAGGAGCAUGGCAACACGACUGGUGAUAUCAAGUUUCGCGGUCCUGGCUUGCCCAGUGUCAAUCUUCUAGGAGGGAAUUGCUAUGUCUACAACCCGCAUGAACUGAGAGGCACCGAUAAAUUCCGAUGGAUGCCUCGAACCAAGAAGUGUCUCGGUCAAGAAAUAGACAUCAGCGGCACAGGUCAUGGGAGUGACUCGCGGCAGUUAAUCGACGAGCUCAAUUUGUUCCAUGAUCAAGGUAAUCCAACGCCGGUUUCUUGUGAAGGAGCAUUACGACACCUCACCAGGUCGGGUAAGCCUCUGCCGUCAGGAUACCUUAUCCACAUCAACAUGCAAACAGACGAAACGAAACGCUUCAAGGAAGCCAUAGACAUUCAGUGGGCGUGCAUCCUGUUCGCGGCUUUCAGCGGCGCAGCGGGCAAUCCCGAAUUACCUUCGAGGCAGAACCCGGAUGAUAAGGCCAUGCAGUGGAUUCAGAGCCAGGCGAGAUAG